AGGCACCUCUAAAAAGAUAUCUCUUGACUGACUGAAAAUAACAUGACAGAAAAUGAAAUCACUAGUAAAUAAAAAUUUCCGCUAAGAAUUGAUUUCAUUGAAAUUUCCACUUCCCCGAGAUAUAAAAAAUCGUCUCUAAUUUGAGACGGUGUAAAUGCAGUCCAUGCUCUCUGGAUUGACUUCACAUGUAUGGAAAUUUGAGCCACUUUCCCAGUUAGAAACCUCAUUCAAUUCAUUUCCUCCCUGAUUUGUAGAGUCCGAGCUCUUUGGGUGAUCCUCUAAUACUACAGAAGGAAUCGGGUGAUUCGGAAAGAUGAACAUGGGUGGACAUGCUCUUCUGAUCCCCCUUCCUUUCCAGGGCCAUAUUAAUCCCUUGAUGCAGCUCGCCUGGAAGCUCGUCUCCCAUGGUUUCCUCGUUACCUUCCUCAACACCGAUUUCAAUCACAACCGCAUAAUGCAAGCCAAUACUAGAAACCCUAUCCAUAAUAACUGGGAUGGCAUCCGAAUGAUAUCCAUUCCUGAUGGAUUGCCGCCCGAUGACAAACGCACCAAUAUUCCAAAUCUAUUGCAAGCAUUAGAUAACAGCAUGGCACCUUCCGUAAUUAAGAGCCUUAUUGAGGAGAUCAACGAGAGGGAAGAAGAGCACAAGAUCACCGGUAUAAUAGUAGAUGCAAUGACAUGUUUCGGGUUAAAGGCGGUAGCCGAUUUCUAUCAGAUUCCUCUCUUUGCUUUCCACGCAUCGCUUGUCGCCAACUGUGCCAUCCGCUACUUCAUUCCGAGGCUCGUCUCUCUUGGAACCCUUGCUCAGGAUGGAGCUCCCAAGGAAGAGAACAAAGUAAGGUAUAUUCCCUCCAUGCCGCCUCUGCGAUCUGGAGAUCUUCCCUGGCUGUUCGGCGGAGAGAAGAUGUUUAAGAGAUGCAUCCAGAUGGGAGAAAGUAUAAAGCAGAUCAAGCGGGUACUCACCAACUCCUUUUACGAGCUUGAGAGUCCAGUGGUGGAAGAAUUAUCCAGAGAGGUGGAAGUGUACCCAAUUGGUCCUUUGAUUCCUGGGGAAUUUCUGGAGGGCGGUAAGAGGAGUACGGGUAAGGCCCUCCCAAGCUUCUGGGCAGAUGAUGUGGAAUGUCUAGAGUGGUUAGACAAACAGUCUACCCAAUCUGUGAUCUAUGUAUCCUUUGGAAGCCUCGCAGUGUGGAGCCAAAUCCAAAUGGAGGAGUUCGCAGCGGGGUUAGAGGCUACCCUGAGACCAUUUAUGUGGGUUGUGCGGUCGGAUCUAAUGGAGGACGGCAAGCCCACUACUCAACCGGGAUUUUUAGAACGCGUGAGAGACCGGAGCUGCAUAGUUUCGUGGGCGCCACAGUUACAGGUGUUAUCACAUCCUUGUAUCGCUUGCUUUGUGACUCAUUGUGGAUGGAACUCUGUACAGGAGAGCAUCACCAUGGGCGUGCCCAUGCUCUGCUCGCCUUAUUUCAUAGAUCAGUUUCUUAACCGAACAUAUAUUGUGGAUGUCUGGAAGAUUGGACUGCCUCUGGAAUCGAAUAAGGAUGGAAUAAUAGAGAAGGGGGAGAUUGCUAGAGCCGUUGACAGGUUGCUAGUGGGAGAUGAUGGCGCAGAGAUAAGGAAGCACGUCACCAAAUUGCUGAGAACAAGUAGAGAUGUGGUGAAGGAAGGAGGAUCCUCAUUCAACAACUACAAUAAGUUUCUUCACCAGAUGAAGAAACAGCUUCUUGACUGAAAUAUUAGGCCGUCACUUCUUUAGUUUAUCAGAUUUUUGGUGGCGCUGAGGAGAAACUGGGAGGAUAUGUGGUCAUUCAGAUUCAUUUGGUUUAAUUUGAUUCCGUAGUGGUGAAAAUUGUGUAAUUGAUUUCUUUUUCAUUUGCUUUUGUCCUCAAGGGAAUGUCUUAAUGUAUAUAUGUAUAUGGUAUAAUUUUGUAUGAAAUUGGGUUGUUUUAAGUUCUUA
Messenger RNA from Cryptomeria japonica (Japanese cedar), 1957 nucleotides. Its product is annotated as UDP-glycosyltransferase 83A1. Gene Ontology annotation, molecular function: UDP-glycosyltransferase activity. The transcript is spliced from 2 exons. The record is from RefSeq and is a predicted model, not a curated record. The coding region runs from base 314 to 1732 and encodes 472 amino acids. NCBI's taxonomy places the organism in Eukaryota, Viridiplantae, Streptophyta, Pinopsida, Cupressales, Cupressaceae.